Cajanus cajan (pigeon pea) is the source of this 881-nucleotide messenger RNA. Lineage: Eukaryota; Viridiplantae; Streptophyta; Magnoliopsida; Fabales; Fabaceae. The record is from RefSeq and is a predicted model, not a curated record.
AAUAUGGUAUAGGAGAGGCUCUGAAGACACAACAGUCUUGUAUUUGUGGUGGCUCAAACACAAGAAAUGACGGAGAAGGAGGCACCAUCUUCUCCAACCUUGGCCCAUUAUUACUCUCACUCUUCCCAGUCAUUCCCUCUCAUUUCCGCCAGAGAUAAUCCUAACCACAACCUCACUCCCCAAAACCACGACGUUGACGUAGACGACGACUUCGAAUUCUCCUUCUCCACCAACCUCCCCGGCUUCUCCCCCGUCUCCGCCGAAGACAUUUUCCUCAACGGCCAAAUCAAACCCACCAGCCCUCUCCUCCACCAAAACGCCCUCGUCCACGCUCCCGCCGAAGCACCCAGACGCUUGCCUCUCAGGAAGCUCAUGCUGGAGGAGCGACCCACCACGGUCACCGUCGUCAACGACCUCGACGGCAUUGAUGCCGGAUCCUACUGCGUGUGGACCCCACAGCACAAGAAGAAAACCUCCGCGUCAAAGCGCUGGAAGUUUCGGAACCUUCUGCCGCGGAGUCACCGCGGGGAUGGCAGGAAGUGGGGCUCCUUCGCCGACAACGGUGGCGCCGCCGCGAAGUUUGUUGGGUUUUUCAGUAACGGCAAUGGACUCGGUCGGAGUAAUUUGCGACCAAGGACAAAAUAGAGUGAUCUGGAUUCUGGAUGGAUGAUGAUGACAUGUUUUUUCUUCUUUUGGUAAUUUCUCCUUAGUUUAAUUCGGAUUAAUUAGUGGACACACAAGUACUGGUAUAUGGACUAUGGAUGUUUUCUUUCUUAGUAAAGUUAUAUAUUAUAAAAGGUAUUCAUUGAAUGGGAAAGACAUGAGUGAGAAAAUAUGUUGAAUAACGAUUGAGAAUUAAUUAUUUAUUAAAUAAGUUUUGU